Condylura cristata (star-nosed mole) is the source of this 1045-nucleotide messenger RNA. It is a transcript of the gene GMNN, whose product is annotated as geminin, DNA replication inhibitor. Gene Ontology annotation, biological process: negative regulation of cell cycle; negative regulation of DNA replication. Lineage: Eukaryota; Metazoa; Chordata; Mammalia; Eulipotyphla; Talpidae. Gene Ontology annotation, cellular component: nucleus. Bases 149 to 781 code for a protein of 210 amino acids. The transcript is spliced from 7 exons. The record is from RefSeq and is a predicted model, not a curated record.
AGCCGGAGACCCGCAGCUUUUACAGCCGCGCGCGCCGUCACUCCAGUCGCCGGUGGGACGAAAGCGCUUUGCCUGCCGUGCCUGAUCCCAGUCCCGAGUACGCUUGGAGGACUGUUUCCACUCCGUGUGAGGUGACGGGAGGUAUAUAAUGAAUCCCAGUAUGAAGCAGAAACAAGAAGGAACUCAAGAAUGUGUGAAGAAUAGUCCUGUCCCAAGAAGAACUCUGAAGAUGAUUCAGCCUUCUGCAGCUGGGUCUCUUGUUGGAAGAGAAAAUGAGUUGGUUAAAGGCAUGUCUAAAAGGAAACAUUGGAAUAACCAGUUAAUAGCUAAGACUUCCAACUCCAGCGCUGGAAAUGCCCCAGAACAUAAUGAAAAUAAAGAUCUUGGAGAAGUGACCCAAGAAGCAUUUGAUCUUAUGAUUACAGAAAAUCCAUCUUCUCAAUACUGGAAAGAAGUGGCAGAAAAACGAAGGAAGGCUCUCUAUGAAGCACUUAAGGAAAAUGAGAAACUUCAUAAAGAAAUUGAACAGAAAGACAGUGAAAUUGCCCGCCUGAAGAAGGAGAAUAGAGAAUUGGCAGAAGUAGCGCAGCAUGUGCAGUACAUGGCAGAGGUGAUCGAGAGACUGAGUGAUGAACCUCUGGCUAACUUUGAAUCACCGGAUAGUCAGGAAUUUGAUUCCGAAGAGGAAACUGGGGAGGAUUCUGAAGUGGAAGACUCAGAAACUGGUACAGGUGCUGAAGAAGUUGUAUCUUCCUCUACGGAUGCAAAACCCUGUAUAUGAAACCCAUUAACACGUGACUUUUGAGACAUAAACUGCCGAAGUUUACCUCCACUAAAGUUUUUUGUUAGCAGAGUAAAUAAUUGUAAAUGCAGACUUGGAAUCAGACUUCCUUGUUUGAAUCCUUGGGUCCCUGUUGUAUUAAAAUACAAAUACUGUGUAUUUUUAAUCUAUAAAGUUUUAUGUAAAUAGCAUUUUCUCAGUUGUCAGACAUGACUUGUGUGUAUUAUAAAUAAACUUCAUUCUCCCAUUGAGCAUUGUGUGUAU